CCAAAGGACACAAUCAGCUAUUGGAUGCAGACACGAUUUGUGGAUUGUCCCCGAUACAGGAUUCGAUCUGACCAAUUCUAGGGAUUCGUCAUUUCGUGACGUUGAAUUAGCAUGUGUGUGUAGCGGACAAUCAGAUGAUGUCAAUUGUGCAUAAUAACAUUAGGCAUUACCGUCCUACCAUAAAUGACGACUUCCAAACGCCCUAUCACUAGUAUCAUCAUUGGCGGCAACUGCUACGCAACGGAAACCGUUCCAUGCUAUCUCAUAAACAGUAGAGAGUGCUUUUCCUCCUAUAACAACUAUUUUGUGUGAACGUAACGAUGGUUGUAAAUUUCGCUGGAAAGUACAAACUCAGCAAUAGCGAGAAUUUUGAACAAUAUAUGAAAGCAAUGGGCGUCGGAGCUGCAUUACGGAAGACAGCCGCUCUCAUGUCGCCAACCUGCGAAAUCGACCAAAAUGGUGACGAUUUCGUCAUUAAAAUGAACGUUCCUAUAAUUACAACACAUGUCCAGAAGUUUCGAAUUGGAGAACCAUUCGAGGAUAUUUCUCCGACUAGGGACAAAGUUAUGGUCACCGUGCACUGGGAAGGAGACAAGCUUGUUUUUAAUGAUGUUGAAAAGUCGGAUCCGCCACACUACGUAACGCGCGAGAUAUCUGGUGACGAAAUGUACGUGAAAUGUGUUAAGGGAGACGUUGUUUGUACGCGCACGUUUAAACGAAUUUGAAGCAAGUAAGGACGAAGGUUUGCAGACGAUCAAUUAUAUUGAUUCUGAUGUUUCGUCGACACUUGUAUUGUGUGAUCCUGCGUGGAUUUGGUUUUAGCCAAUAUUUGCUAUAGAAAAGUGAAAUCAUUUAAGCGCUUUAAGAAGUUCGUAUCAUACAGCACAUUUGGUUUUGAAUGACGUAAUCAAACUUAAUAUAGACACGUGUCGCAAUCUAUCUUAUCUUAACAAAUAUUGAAUUAAGAUCAUGAUAUUCGUAAAUUCGAUGUGUAUAGACUGUUUACGUUGAGCCAAUAUUAUCCGCUUUCCCCACGUGGAUAUCUUGCCAUAUAAACUGCAGCGUUUUGCAUGGUACGUAGUUUGAAAUGUCAGUUUACACUAGGCGUAGCUUAAACAUGAGGAUUAUUGCGGCGGUGAUGGACUUAAACAGGCGAGCAGAAAAACCGGAGACACUUAGACAAAUUAACUGUUAGAAUUUGUGUAUAGUAUUGUGCAUUAGGAGGCGUGAAAUAACGACAGUUGUUAGCAUUCCAAUUCAAGUUCUAAUAUUCUACGAGGACGGAUGUUUACCCAAUAUAAACACUAUUUAAUGAGGUUGAACGUUGAUGAAACAGUAGGGAAAAAAACCUGUCUAGACCAUUAGUUACCAUAAGGCACAAACCAAAGAUAAUGACCCGUGACAGAAGUAUUAGCGAGCGAGUUGGAAUGACUCUUUGCUUCGUGUAUCAAAUUGAUAGCUUUUAAAACAUUUUCCUAGCAACAUUUUGCUCAGCUAAGACUUUUAGUACAACGUUUCUAAACGAUCUAAGUUUAAGGUUUCUGUACUAGUACCGGGCUAAUGUACCUGGUGUUGCAGUAGGUAGCAAUUUAUAGUUGGUUCUUUUGAAUUAAAUAUUACGGUACUAAA
This is a messenger RNA of Anneissia japonica, 1629 nucleotides long. Its product is annotated as sodium/calcium exchanger regulatory protein 1-like. The transcript has a single exon. Bases 321 to 725 code for a protein of 134 amino acids. Gene Ontology annotation, cellular component: cytosol; nucleus. The record is from RefSeq and is a predicted model, not a curated record. Gene Ontology annotation, biological process: fatty acid transport. NCBI's taxonomy places the organism in Eukaryota, Metazoa, Echinodermata, Crinoidea, Comatulida, Comatulidae. Gene Ontology annotation, molecular function: fatty acid binding.